Messenger RNA from Enterospora canceri, 333 nucleotides. Lineage: Eukaryota; Fungi; Microsporidia; Enterocytozoonidae. The record is from the annotation of a GenBank genome assembly.
AUGUGCCAAACCACGGAUGACAUCAAUAAGCUCAAGAUCAUCACCGGAAUAGUAUUCGGAUUCAUGCUACUAGAAAUAUACGGUCACGUCAAGACCAAUUCCCUCUCUCUACUUGCUGAUGCACUGCACCUUCUCGUUGAUUUGAGUGGAUUCAUUCUAUCAAUGAUCACUAUCAGACUGUCCCAGAAACUUCCCACUUCCAAAUACACCUUUGGAUUCCACCGAUACGAAAUACUCGGUGCACUUGGAACCGUCCUUCUUAUUUGGAUUGCUGCUCUCUAUUUAUUGCUUGAGGCAUUCUAUAGAUACCAAAGUCCCAAGCAGAUUGAAAGU